GUGGCCGUUUCUACACAAUAAUGAAAAAAGACAACGUGGCUCCCUUCUUGCCGAGGUGAGUCGUUUGCUGUCGAAUAGCUACUCGUUCACUUUGUUCAGGUCUUUUGCCGGAUUAGCAUAGACUUUUGAUUUCUUGGUCCAAUUUAUUAAAAACUCGUUAAGCCAAUAAAACAGCCAUGGGUAAGGAAAAGAUCCAUAUUAACAUUGUGGUCAUUGGUCACGUCGAUUCUGGCAAGUCCACCACCACCGGUCAUUUGAUCUACAAAUGCGGCGGUAUCGACAAGCGUACCAUUGAAAAGUUCGAAAAGGAAGCCCAAGAAAUGGGUAAGGGUUCCUUCAAGUACGCAUGGGUUUUGGAUAAAUUGAAGGCUGAACGUGAACGUGGUAUCACCAUCGAUAUUGCUUUGUGGAAGUUCGAAACCUCCAAAUACUAUGUCACCAUCAUUGAUGCUCCCGGUCACAGAGAUUUCAUCAAGAACAUGAUCACUGGUACCUCUCAAGCUGAUUGCGCUGUAUUGAUUGUUGCUGCCGGUACUGGUGAAUUCGAAGCCGGUAUCUCCAAGAACGGUCAAACUCGCGAACACGCUUUGUUGGCCUUCACCUUGGGUGUCAAGCAAUUGAUUGUCGGUGUCAACAAGAUGGAUUCUUCUGAACCACCUUACAGCGAGUCCCGUUAUGAGGAAAUCAAGAAGGAAGUCUCCUCCUACAUCAAGAAGAUCGGUUACAACCCCGCUGCUGUUGCCUUCGUCCCCAUCUCCGGCUGGCACGGUGAUAACAUGUUGGAAGCUUCCACCAACAUGCCCUGGUUCAAGGGAUGGAAGGUCGAACGUAAGGACGGUAACGCUGACGGUAAGACCCUCAUCGAAGCCUUGGACGCUAUCUUGCCCCCAUCCCGUCCCACAGACAAGCCCUUGCGUUUGCCCUUGCAAGAUGUUUACAAAAUCGGUGGUAUCGGCACAGUACCCGUCGGUCGUGUCGAAACUGGUGUCUUGAAGCCCGGUACCGUUGUUGUCUUCGCUCCCGCUAACAUCACCACUGAAGUCAAGUCCGUAGAAAUGCACCACGAAGCUCUCGUUGAAGCUGUUCCCGGUGACAACGUUGGUUUCAACGUUAAGAACGUCUCCGUCAAGGAAUUGCGUCGUGGUUACGUCGCUGGUGACUCCAAGGCUAGCCCCCCCAAGGGUGCUGCUGACUUCACCGCUCAAGUCAUCGUCUUGAACCACCCUGGUCAAAUCUCCAACGGUUACACUCCCGUUUUGGAUUGUCACACCGCUCACAUUGCUUGCAAAUUCGCCGAAAUCAAGGAGAAGGUCGAUCGUCGUUCCGGUAAGACCACCGAAGCCGAACCCAAAUUCAUCAAGUCUGGUGAUGCCGCCAUCGUCACCUUGGUCCCCUCCAAGCCUUUGUGCGUUGAAGCCUUCCAAGAAUUCCCCCCCUUGGGUCGUUUCGCUGUCCGUGAUAUGAGACAAACCGUCGCCGUCGGUGUCAUCAAGUCCGUCAACUUCAAGGAUCCCUCAAGCGGAAAGGUCACCAAGGCCGCCGAAAAGGCCGUCAAGGGCAAGAAGUAGCUGCUUUACUCCAAACAACAACAAUUAACAAAAACUCAAUCAGUAAAUUGCAUCUUUUCCACUGAACUACUACUACCAACAGCCAGUAGCAGCAAUAUCAACAACAAUAUUAAUAGACGUACCACAUCUACUACUACUACCAACAACAAUGUAAAGAUGUUCCAGCAUAAGCUAAUUUUAACAGUUAAAGAAAAGUUUAACUGCUUUCAUCGCAAAGAGUUUCGCAGGAAACGAAUGCUGUUGUCCUCUCUUCUACUAUUUUGAACAAAAAACCAAA
Molecule: messenger RNA, 1845 nt
Organism: Calliphora vicina (urban bluebottle blowfly)
Lineage: Eukaryota; Metazoa; Arthropoda; Insecta; Diptera; Calliphoridae
Gene: eEF1alpha1
Product: eukaryotic translation elongation factor 1 alpha 1
Exons: 2
Coding region: 177-1568 (463 amino acids)
Biological process (GO): translation; translational elongation
Molecular function (GO): GTPase activity; GTP binding; translation elongation factor activity
Source: RefSeq, a predicted model, not a curated record